This is a messenger RNA of Auanema sp. JU1783, 822 nucleotides long. The record is from the annotation of a GenBank genome assembly. NCBI's taxonomy places the organism in Eukaryota, Metazoa, Nematoda, Chromadorea, Rhabditida, Rhabditidae.
AUGGACUUUAACUUCAAAAAGUUGGCAAGCGAAGCUGGUGGGUUCUUCAAUCGAGCUAAACAGCUCACUGAAGAAACUUUCUUGAAAGCCGAAAGAACAGAGUUGGAUGCUCAUUUUGAGAACUUGCUUCAAAGAGCCGAUAAAACUGAAGAUCACACCAGAAAAAUCUUGGGAUCGAUUGAAAGUUAUCUUCAACCCAAUCCUACUCUUCGUAUGGAGGAAGUUUUCUAUGAGAAACUGGAGUUGAAAAAAGAUGGAGGCGGAAGACUCAAUAAUUUGGAGCAUUUAGCUCAAGCCAUGAGUGAAGCUGGAGAAGAGUUCGGAUGUACUACCCCAUAUGGUAGUGCUCUAAUUAAAGUUGCACAAACGGAACAAAAGUUGGGAACUGUUGAUCGGGAGUUCGUGAACCAAUGUGCUACUCAAACUCUUCUUCCAAUCAGACGAUUUUUAGAAGGAGAUAUGAAAACUAUCCAAAAAGAACGGAAAAUUCUCAACAGCAAACGUCUCGACUUGGAUGCUUGCAAAAGUAGAUUGAGAAAAGCCAAGACAGCGGAGAAUCAGACAAGCUCAAACAGUAAAACAGGCGGAGGUUUUACCGUUGAACAGGCUGAAGCAGAUUUGCGAGUUGCUCAAGCUGAAUUUGACAAGCAAGCCGAAAUCACAAAAUUGCUUCUGGAAGGAAUUCAAACGGCUCAUAAUAAUCAACUGAAAUGUCUCCGUGAUUUCGUAGAAGCUCAAAUGUCUUUCCAUGCCCAAUGUCAUCAAAUGAUGUCGGAUCUUCAAAGAGACCUGAGCGGUGAUUUGUCAAAUACAGUCUCGUAG